AUGCUGGAUAUACACGCCGCGUCGCUCUUACAGCUCUUCACCUGGUCUCUCGCGCUCGGGGUAUUCGUCGCGGUUUGCUAUUCCGUCUACACUCGCCUCGCAGAAACAUACGGUCCCGUGUUCACUCUACGGUAUGGCUCGCGCCGCCUCUGCGUGAUCACUCGGCACCAGGCCGCGACGGACAUCAUGGUGAAGCAGUCGCAUCAUCUUGCCGACCGCCCGCGUACCGUGGCCGCGGGCGAGCUUCUCUCGGACGGGAUGCGUGUGCUAACGCUGGGGGCGGGCGACCGCCUCAAGAAGUACAGGAGUGCGUUGCAUGCGACACUGCAGCCGCAGAAUGCGGCUCGGUACGAGCACAUGCAGAUGCAUAACGCGCGGACGUUUGUCCUUGAUCUGCUGCGCGACCCCUCCGAGUUUCUCAACCAUGCGAAGCGGUAUUCGGCGAGCGUGAUCAUGUCGAUUACGUACGGGAAGACGACGCCGACUUCGUACUCAGACCCGGAGGUCAAGCAGAUCAACCUUGGUUUGAAGCGCCUUGGCAACGCAGUGCGCCCUGGGGCGUACCUCGUCGACUCGUACCCUUUCCUCAAGUACAUUCCCUUCUUCACGUCUGAGCUCCGGCGCUUCCAUCGCGAAGAGCUUGCGCUGUACCGCAGCCAGCUGCAGGGCGUGAAGACGCGUCUAGCGAAGAACGAGUGUCCGCCGUGCUUCGCGACGUCCAUUCUGGAGCGCCAAGAGGAAUUCAACCUGACGGACGACGAGCUGGCAUACCUCGCCGGGUCGAUGUUCGGCGCUGGUUCCGACACCACCGCCGGAGUACUACCGGUCAUAAUCAUGGCUGCCGCACGGCAUCCUGAGCUGCAAGCCAAAGUACAGACGCAGCUAGACGCGGUUGUCGGCCGAGACCGGUUGCCUACGUUCGCAGACUGGGACGCGCUCCCGGAGGUUAGCGCCUUCGUGCAGGAGGUGUACCGGUGGAGGCCAGUUACGCCGUUAGGCUUCGUGCAUAGAGCAACGAAGGACGUGGUUUGGAAGGACUAUGUGAUCCCAGAGGGAACAGAGGUGCUCGCGUGCCACUGGGCCAUCGCGCGCGAUCCGGACGUCUAUCCGGAACCGGAAGCGUUCAAGCCAGAUCGCUGGUUGGACGAGAAGGGUAAGAUGAAGGAGGAUCUCAAGUUCUUUAACUGGGGGUUCGGACGGAGAAUCUGCCCAGGCUUGCAUGUGGCUGAGCGGUCGGUAUUCAUCAACACGGCAUUGACUCUGUGGGCGUUCGAGAUCUCGGAGGACCCGGCGCAUCCGGUCGACACGAUGGCGAUCAUGGACGGCGCACUCGCCCACCCAUAUCCGUUCGUGGUGCGGUUCAAGCCAAGAGUUGCGAAUUUGCAGGAGAAGAUACUGGCUCACCACGAGUGAUCCGCAAUUGCGUACACUGUGUUACUGAUAUCAUUACACCAGGUUACAACACU
This is a messenger RNA of Trametes versicolor FP-101664 SS1, 1466 nucleotides long. Its product is annotated as cytochrome P450. Bases 1 to 1413 code for a protein of 470 amino acids. Gene Ontology annotation, molecular function: monooxygenase activity; oxidoreductase activity, acting on paired donors, with incorporation or reduction of molecular oxygen; iron ion binding. Lineage: Eukaryota; Fungi; Basidiomycota; Agaricomycetes; Polyporales; Polyporaceae. The transcript has 13 exons. The record is from RefSeq and is a predicted model, not a curated record.